Molecule: messenger RNA, 1299 nt
Organism: Ceutorhynchus assimilis (cabbage seed weevil)
Lineage: Eukaryota; Metazoa; Arthropoda; Insecta; Coleoptera; Curculionidae
Source: the annotation of a GenBank genome assembly
AUGCACGAACUGGCCAACAUGGCAGUAGACAAAGCACAACAACAAGUCCAACAAAAUCAGCAGCAAAACCAAGCAGCCUUUCCGCCACCUCCAGCAGAAUUUAUCAGUCCUGUCGAAAAGCCUGAAGGUUCAACAGAAAAAGAAAGCAGCACCAGUGAAAGUUCCUUGGAGUCUUCCAGCGGCUACGGUAGCAGUCAUACUACCUUCAAUAUGGAAGAUCAUAAUCAACAUAUGGAUGAUGUAACAAAAUCCAAUAUGAAUAAUGCAGCCAGCAAAUACUGUACUCUACCCAGACACAACGACUCUGUAGAUGGCCAGAGGCGAAGACCUUUAUCAAUGACAGCAAUGAAUACUCUGGGUACACUUCGCAACAAUCUCCUGCGCAGAGGCAGCAUGCAAAACCAAAAACCUCCGCCUCCAAUAAGAAGGACGUCUUCCAUUACCAAUACUUGUGGUUCAAUUGGGAGUUUGGAAAAUUUACCUCCACCUCCAGCUUUCCUAUUGGAACCCACCAUCAGUAGUGGAAUACAGAGUCCCAGCCAGCAACAACUUGGCACUGUUAAAGACAUUAUACCAAAUCCAGGAAUAAAGGUUGCAGAAACGGUGAAAGCCUUAACCGAACUGAAACACACUCCGGCCAGUCCAAAUUCUAUUCGACGUAAUAUGGUUGCUAAUAACAUUUCCGGAUCCGUCCAGAACAUCUUUCAGCCUUCCACAGCCAACGAAAGACCGCACGGCUUCUCAACUGGAAUGGGAAAUGUCGAAAGGCAGAGCAGCUUUCAGCCAACAGGAAAUACUAUGGCCAUGUCCGGUUCGAAUCCUGUAUUGAGUACUUUCCAGAGUCAAACCAAAGUUUCCUAUUUAUCACAAUCCAGCGGCGUGGUAUAUGCUCAACCAUCCCAAAUCAUUGGAGGUAGUCCUAAUGCUGUAAGAAGAAUAACCAGUUUCAGAUCACAAAGUGCAGAUCGAAAAUCAGAUGAAAACUGGCAAAAGAAUAAUUGUGGAAAUUUUUCAGAAAAAAGAGGAAAGAAAAAUUCUGGAAAAUUGACUUAUUUAAGCAAAAUUAAGGAAAAUUCAUCCUCUCAUAUUUCAAUUUAUUUCUGGAAAACUAAUAAAGCAAAAGUUGUGAAAUUUUUCCAAGAGAAAGAAGAAAAUAAGGAGCUCAUUAUAGGAAAAUUUCGAAAUUUUCCACCUGAUCCGAAAGUAUGCCACGAAUCACUCAUGGAUCAGAUCAAGCGUGGAGCGACACUGAAACGAGCGAAAAUUAUCAACGACCGAUCAGCUCCGAAAAUCUACUAG